This is a messenger RNA of Mobula hypostoma (lesser devil ray), 5545 nucleotides long. RefSeq names its product sin3 histone deacetylase corepressor complex component SDS3-like. The transcript has a single exon. NCBI's taxonomy places the organism in Eukaryota, Metazoa, Chordata, Chondrichthyes, Myliobatiformes, Myliobatidae. The record is from RefSeq and is a predicted model, not a curated record. Gene Ontology annotation, biological process: negative regulation of transcription by RNA polymerase II. The coding region runs from base 4449 to 5051 and encodes 200 amino acids. Gene Ontology annotation, molecular function: histone deacetylase binding. Gene Ontology annotation, cellular component: Sin3-type complex.
CUUGGCCCUUUUUAUACAUUAAUCAAAUGUGUUUGAAAUCAGCUGAGUUUCAGCAUGCAUUAUACAGUGAUGCAGAAUUACCAUCCAAUGUGGACAUUUAAUUUCAGAUUUUGUUAGAACCUGAGGUGAAAGAAUGCAGGUCAAGGAGAUCAGUGAAAGAAAUAGAUCGAAUACUCAGGCUUUGUUCCAUUUCAACAUUUGAUGAAAGUUUCGAUCAAAAGAUUCUAAAUUUGUCAAGCAAGGUGGCAGAAAUAUCUUGUGAUCAUCUAAAGGUUGCCAGUGAGACAGGAAUUUGUUUCCAUACAUGCACUACCCUGAUGGGAUUUCAUAUGCUUUGUCACAAGUAUUUGGCUGGAACUAAUCUGGUAAUCUAGCUCUUAGUUUAGUUGAUAUGUUUGCUAUCCUGCUUGUCAGGUUAUUCUAUAUUAAUGGUCUUAGAUUUUUUCCCCCUAAUUAUGCUUUGUAUAAUCCUUUGUUUUUGUCCUGAUUCUGCUGGUUUAGCAGCUUUUUUAAAAAUUUGCUUUGAAUUUGCCCCUUAAGCAUGGGUUUCUGAUAUUUCACCAAAGAUGUUGCCCAUAAUAGAAAUUGGGUUUAAUAUCACAGACAUGUCAUGAAAUUUGUUAAUUUGGCAGCAGUACAAUGCAAUACAUGAUAAUAUAGAAAAAUAAGUAAAUCAAUUACAGUAAAUAUAUAUUAAAUUCAAAAAUAGUGCGAAAAGAGAAAUAAGUGAGGUAGUGUUCAUGGGUUCAAUGUCCAUUUAGGAAUCAAGUGGCAGAGGGGAAGAAGCUGUUGCUGAAUUGCUGAGUGUAUGCCUUCAAGCUUCAGUUUAACUAUUUGGUUUCCAAAUACGUGUUAAAAGUGAGUCCAGCUGAAUCCUGUCGCUGCUGGAGAGAGAUGAUGCCCUCAAAUAUAUUCCAGUAUUCUUGUAUUUGCAAUCCAGGAAGUGAGAACUCCAGAAUAGGAGUAUUCCAUUCAGUAGAACUUUUUUCUCAUCACAUGCACUACAUUCUAGUCCUUGAGAUUACUGUACCAUAUAGCCUACACUAUAAUAAGGGAUUACUUUAUGUUGUAGUAACACGUCAUUGCAUGCGCUAUUAGGCGCGUAUUGAUCUGUACGUGUGUGCCGAGUUAGGUUUCUGCCAGUAAAGAACCAUGAAACUUAGCUCCAGUCUCCAGCGUUUUUAUUAAUAGCAUUGUUGUGUAACUAGGCCACGUACACAACAAAUUGACGACGAGGUUAAUGAACCUACAUCUUAUCGGAAUGCCGAGUUUUAAUUGAUAACAACACUCGGAGGAAGAGCACAUGUAACGAGCCAAGAAGCAGGAGAAGGAGGCGGAGUGAAGCCGCGAGGCCAAAAGGAAGCGGGAGCACAGCUGGGGUCGGGAACGUUGGGAGACCAAGAGACACGGUCAAAGCCGCAGCACGUCCGAGACCACAGCUGGCGCUGACCCCUGGGGCUGAGGGAAAUAAAAAGGAGCAACACACGCAUCUAGACGGAGUGCGCUUGUGGCACUAGCAAAAAGGACACGUGAGUCAAAAAGAAAACAAGGGGAAAACGGGCUAAAUUAACAUAACAAAGAUGGCGAUGCUUGGAACCAUUACAGCAUUUGAUAGUAGCAUUGAAGACUGGGCAACUUACAUUGAAAGAGUGGAGUUAUAUUGUGAGGCUAACGGUGUUAAUGAUGAAAGGAAAGCCAGCGUCUUACUCAGUAUUAUGGGAGCAAAAACAUAAGGCCUGCUACGGAGCUUGUUAACCCUGAAAAGCCAGCUGCCAAAACAUUCAAGCAAAUAGUAGACACUCUCUAAUAGCAUUUAAACCCCAAACCACUGAUCAUUGCUGAAAGAUUUAAAUUUCACAAUCCAAAUCAGAGCAAAAAUGAAAACCUUUCUGAAUGUUGUGCUGAAUUACGCAAAUUAUCAGAACAUUGUCAAUUUGGACCUGGUCUAUCAGACACAUUGAGGGACAGGUUAGUGUGUGGCAUGCACUGUGGAACCACGUAGAAGAAGCUUCUGUGUGAAAGAGACCUUACAUUCAAGAAAGCACUAAACAUUGCAAUAUCAACAGAAGCAGCGGUAUGGGGUGCUUCAGAGAUGCAACAAAAAUCUCUGGAAUAUGCCACAAAUAAAAUGUCACUGAACAGGAAUGAAUGAAAGAAAUGUUACCGUUGUGGGAACAGGUCAUAUGACCCAGAUGACUGUUGGGUUAAAGACAAAGAAUGCAGAAACUGGCAAAAUAGGGCCACAUUGGCAGAGUAUGCAAAGCUGGUCAGCAGCAGAAAAAGGGCAAAAUACAGAAAAACAAGAAACCCCAGAAAGGAAAAUACAACAAGGUACACAAAAUGAAAGAAGGCAGUUCUGACGAAAACGACUCCAAUAAAAGUGAAUUGUCUUGUCGGCAACUAAACAGCAUGAAAGAGACAGAUGAUUGAAGAGUAAUAUGGAUCACUCCACAAGUGGCGGGUGUGAGACUGAAAGUGGAGUUGAACACAGGCUCAGCUUUAACAGUGAUCUGUGUACACGACUACAAACAACUGUUUUGUCACAUACACCCUAUCCUCGUUAUAUGCGGGGGAUACGUUCCUCGAAGUCGACGCAUAAUGUAAAUGAUUAUUUAAAUGAAGAAAAUAGGGAUGCGUUCUGGAAAAAAUGUUUUUUUCUGUAAUUUAUUCACAUUUUCAUACCGAUAUGACACAAAAGCAGUACCACAAGGAAACAUUCGUAUUAUAUUUCAUCAAUUUAAGGUAAUAUUCAACAUAAUGAAUCAUAGAAAGUUAACAUGCUAGGGUGUACAGUACUCACCAAAAGUGGCAGGUGUGUUCGCUCUGGGAGAUGAGUGAUUGUUGUGGUGUUGGGCAACUUUUAUGGAUGAGGUGGAUGGUUGUGUGUUGUCAGGAUCAUCAAGGACAGCAAGGGGUGAAGGAAGACUCACAAAACUCUUAGUACUACCGGCAGCAGGAGAUGACACCAGUUUGAAGAAAGUGGUGAGGAUUGUUUGCUUGGCAGCAUUUUGUUUUUCAGCAUAAAUUUGCUUGUAGGGAAGAAGGCUUGACUGCAGGGAAUGACUGAAAUGCUGACUCCGUUCUAAACUUGGGUCCGUGUCCAUCGCCAUUUGUGCCAAGUGUUCCGCAGCCUUAAAAAUAAAUAAAUAAAUAAAUAAAUAAAAAUAAUUCUUCCAGUUGCUUCAGAGUGAAAGACCUGACCUCUUUCCAGGAUUCAUAAAUGUUGUUGAUGGCAUGUCUGAUGUUGACGGAUCUGUUGGUAAACUCCUGGGAUUUUCAAAAUCGUCUUGCUUGCAGCAUCUGAGGGACAGUUCGCCAUAUAUAAAAAAAAAGCCUUGAAUGUGGAUAUCACACCUUGGUCGAGUGGUUGAAUCAGUGAUGUUGUGUUAGGUGGCAGGAAACGCACUGUUAUGUUAGAAUGAAUGCUGUCCAAAUGUUUAGGAUGGGCUGGCGCAUUGUCAAGCAACAAAAGAACUUCAACAGCAAGAUUCUGUAGUAGCGUUCAGCCUCAACAGCAAAAUGAUUAGCAAACCAAUCUUCAAAGAUUUGACCAGUGACCCAUGCUUUCUUGUUAGCUGCCCAGUGGACAGGAAGCAUAUUCUUACUCAAACCCUUAAGAGCAUGGGGAUUUAGUGAAUGGUAAACUAAGAGGGGCUUCAUCUGACAGUCUCCUUCGGCAUUGGAACACAUAAGCAAAGUCAAUCUAUCCUUUGCUGCCUUGAAACCUGAUGCAAUUUUUUCGUCCUUACUUAUAUAAGUGCGUUUCGGCAUACGCUUCCAAAAAAGCCCGGUCUCGUCUGCAUUAAACACUUGCUUUGGUGUGAUGCCUAACUCAGCUAUCAUAGUCCGCAACUGCACAGGGUAGCGUCCCAGAGCUGUGUUACCUUCACCUGAUGCCGCCCUGUUUAUAAUUUCCAACUUUUUCCCCCCAAGUGUUAAAGCGGUUCUCUGCCGCUUGGCUGGCUCAGGACUUGACAUCUGACGCUUAGAAGGCAAGUUAAAUAUUUCAAGCACAAAAUCACUGCACCGUAGGUAAAAACACAAGUUUAAGAGCACAAGAUCACACAUCCACAUGCUGCCAAAAUCAAUGCGAGACUGGUGGGAGUGAGACUGAGGCGUGCGCACGUGACUUGUAUUGGCGGGAAAGCAGUGCUGCUCACAUAACUGAGUUUUAGACGCAUAUAAUGAGAAGUUGGUAGAAAUAGGUUCCUCGCAUAACUGAAUCUGCAUUUUCUGAAGACGCAUAUAACGAGGAUAGGGUGUACCUCUGAAACAAACUAAAAAGUGACAGUGACCUACGGAGACAAAACACAGCGCUGAACCUCUAUGUACUGAAAGAUGGAGGACCACCGUUGCUGGGACGUGAAUGGCUCAGGAAAAUCCAGUCGGAUUGGCACACCAUCAAAGCACUAGAUGUGUCAACAAAGGAGGGCAGCUCGGCAGGGAAGAUGUCCGCAACUCUCCUCUCACCCGUUGUCGACUAUUACAACGAGGAGGAGGAACUAGACAGCGUCGACAAUGAGGAUGAACGCAGUAUCCGUGGCCGCGACUCGGAUGAAGAUACAGUGGAUGCAAGUGAGACAGAUAUUGCCAAUAAGCAGGAUGAUGAAGACUACCUGGAAGUAAAAGAGCAGAUGUACCAGGAGAAAUUGACAUCUCUCAAAAGACAGCUACAGCAGUUACAGGAGGGCACUUUGCAGGAGUAUCAGAAAAGGAUGAAGAAAGAAUACGAAAUGCAGAGCUUUUUCUGCAACUGGAGACAGCAAGUGGAAAGGAAUUGUAUUAAAGAGAAGAAAGCAGCAGUGAAGGAAUUUGAAGAUAAGAUUGAGUUAGAAGAAAAGAUUGAGAAUGAGAGGCUAACAAUGGAAUUCACAGGAGAUUCUAUUGAGGUAAAGUUAAUAAUGACUAGGAAACUAAGGAGGAGACCUAAUGACCCUGCUCCAAUUACAGACAAAAGACAAAAACCUGCAUCUGCGCAGUUAAAUUACUUGUUAACAGAUGAACAGAUAAUGGAAGAUCGGCGAACUCUCAAUAAGUUUAAAUCUCCAUAAAGAUCAGCAUCUCUGACUUCUCCUGAGCAUCUUCCCAGCACUCCUCCUAAAUCAUCAGCACAAAGAUAUGAAACACGAAUAGAAGAUGGAAAGUCAUAUUACGAUAAGAGAUGGUAUUAUAAAGGUCAGACUGUCUAUUUGGAAUCUAAGGCGAAUACAAAGAUUGGCUGUGUAAUUAGCUCAGUUGGAACAAAUGAGAUAUGGGUAAGGACGACAAGUGACAGCACAAAGAUGUGUAUAUAUCUAGGGCAGUUGCACUGAGGAGUCUUCAUUAUACGGAGGCGAUCUGCUGCCUAGAACUCUUAGCAAGUUGGAGGCGCACAUCAUCUUAAAUCCCUAUGCUCAGAGGUCAACUUUUCAUGAUUUUUAUAUGGGAAAUCUGUAUUAAAACAAACGUUUAUUGACACUGAAGAAUACACUAUUUGAAGACACUUUCCAAUGCCAUCUUAGUUUUGAUGAUUGUACAUAUUUUUAAGAAUAACAUUCACCUUUUC